AUGAGAUAAACAAUAUUAAUUGCAGUUUUAGUCUUAUGCGCUGCAAGCGUUAUUGCUAGAAAUGUUACUUUUGAGUAAGAAGUUGCUCAUGGUAGACAUAACCCCACUGAAGCUGAACUUUUGAAGAUCUUUGCUUCUUUUGGCUUCCACCCUAAUCCCUUAAGUGAUAGAUUCAGACUCUUCAAGAAGAGAUUAACUAAUAUUAUUAAGCAUAACUUAAAUCCCCAUAAGAAGUUCACUUAAAAGAUCAACAAGUUCACUUUCAAGACCUAAGAAGAAAUCAGAAGCUUAAAUGCUGCUCAAAACUGCUCUGCUACUGCCAGAGAAAAUAUGUCAGUUAAAAAGACCUACAACCUCAAGGAUCUUCCUUAAUACGUUGACUGGAGAACUAAGGGUGUUGUUACUCCUGUUAAGGAUCAAGGAGAAUGUGGUUCUUGCUGGACUUUCUCUACUACCGGUGCUCUUGAAUCCCACUGGGCUUUACACACUGGUAAUGCUCCCUUAUUGCUUUCUGAAUAAUAAUUGAUUGAUUGUGCUGGCGCUUUCAACAAUUUCGGUUGCGAUGGUGGUUUACCCUCCUAAGCUUAUGAAUAUAUUUCCUAUGCUGGUGGUCUUGAAACUGAAGGUGACUAUCCUUAUGAAGGUACUGACAACUCUUGUGAAUUCAACCGUGCUUAAGUUGCUGCUAAGGUAGUUUCUUCAUACAACAUUACCUUCUAAGAUGAAAAUGAAUUGAUCUACCACUUAGCCACAGUUGGUCCAGUUUCUAUUGCUUAUGAAUGUACUGAUGAUUUCAUGGAUUACGAAGGUGGUAUUUACUCUAACCCUUCUUGCUCAAAAUCCCCUGAAGAUGUUAACCACGCUGUUUUAGCUGUAGGAUAUAACUUAACUGGUAACUACUACAUUGUUAAAAAUAGUUGGGGUGAAGACUGGGGUAUCAACGGUUAUUUCUAUAUUGAAUUAGGCUCAAAUAUGUGUGGUUUAGCUGAUUGUGCUAGUUACCCUAUUGUCCAUACUCACCAUGAAUAGUGA
Molecule: messenger RNA, 1032 nt
Organism: Tetrahymena thermophila SB210
Lineage: Eukaryota; Ciliophora; Oligohymenophorea; Hymenostomatida; Tetrahymenidae
Product: papain family cysteine protease
Exons: 3
Biological process (GO): immune response
Cellular component (GO): lysosome
Molecular function (GO): cysteine-type endopeptidase activity
Source: RefSeq, a predicted model, not a curated record